Vigna angularis (adzuki bean) is the source of this 4070-nucleotide messenger RNA. RefSeq lists its product as uncharacterized. The coding region runs from base 1714 to 3942 and encodes 742 amino acids. NCBI's taxonomy places the organism in Eukaryota, Viridiplantae, Streptophyta, Magnoliopsida, Fabales, Fabaceae. The transcript is spliced from 12 exons. The record is from RefSeq and is a predicted model, not a curated record.
AAGACACAAAAAAAAAGGCACUUCAAGCAACAUAUGGAAGAAAAGGUCAAUUUUCUUUGAUCUCCCAUAUUGGAGGGUUCUUGAUGUCAGACAUUGUUUAGAUGUUAUGCAUGUAGAGAAAAAUGUUUGUGAUAGUAUUAUCGGAACACUCCUCAAUAUUCAAGGGAAAACGAAAGAUGGACUCAAUGCUCGCUUGGACCUGGUUGAAAUAGGUAUAAGAGAACAAUUAGCUCCAAUAUCACAUGGUAAGCGGACAUACUUGCCUCCAGCAUGUCACACAUUGUGUAAACAAGAAAAAAGAAGUUUUUGUGAAUUUUUACAAGGUGUGAAAGUUCCACUGGGUUACUCUUCUAAUUUUAAACGAGUUGUAUCCAUGAAAGAUCAUAAAUUACUUGGGUUAAAAUCUCAUGAUUGUCAUGUAUUGAUGCAACAACUACUACCAGUGGCUAUUCGGGGCAUAUUGCCUAAGAAUGUUAGAUACACAUUAACAAGAUUGUGCUUCUUUUUCAAUGCAAUAUGUAGUAAAGUUAUUGACAUUAAGAAGUUGGAUCAACUAGAAAAUGAGGUUGUGGUCAUAUUGUGUCAGUUGGAGAUGUACUUUCCUCCAUCAUUCUUUGAUAUUAUGGUGCACUUAAUUAUUCAUCUAGUAAGAGAAGUUAGAAUUUGUGGUCCAGUAUUCUUACGAUGGAUGUACCCUAUUGAGCGAUACAUGAAGAUAUUAAAAGGUUAUGUAAAGAACCAAUAUCAUCCUGAAGCAUCAAUCGUUGAAAGAUAUAUUGCUGAGGAAGCUAUCGAGUUCUGUACAGACUACUUAUCAGAUGUUGAAGCUAUAGGGGUACCUAGGUCUCGUUACCAUGGAAGAGGUGUCGGUAAGGGUACUAGAAGUGCAAAAGUUGUCACCCUAAAUAGAGCUGAAAUUCUACGAGCACAUAUGUAUAUAUUGAAUAACACUGAAGAAGUCAUCCCCUACUUAAGUGCUCAUAAAGAUAUAGUUAAGAGAAAUAAUCCACGAAUGCCUCAAAAGUGGGUCAUUAAUGAACACAACAGAACCUUUUUAAAGUGGUUCAAACAACAAGUUCAAGCUGACCGUACAAGUUCUGAUACAUUAAAUUGGCUAUCAAGUGAGCCAAACUUUGAUGUCAUAUGUUGGUGUGGGUAUGAUAUAAAUAACUACACAUUUCAUACACAAAAAGAAGAUGAAAAAAGCACCACUCAAAAUAGUGGAGUAAUGGUUGUGGCCGAGUCAAUGCAUUUCUCGAGUUCAAAGGACAAAAAUCCUGUGAUGGCAUCCAUGUGCUACUUUGGUGUAAUUACAGAUAUUUGGGUGAUAGAUUACACAAGUUUCAGAGUACCUGUUUUUAAAUGUAAAUGGGUUGAUGGUAAUACUGGCGUGAGGACCGAUGAUCUAGGUUUUACAUUGGUUGACCUAGAAAAGGAAGGUUAUACUGAAGAGCCAUUUAUCAUGGCGUCUCAGGCAAAACAAGUGUUUUAUGUCACUGAUCCCGAAGACAAUAGAUGGUCAGUGGUGCUCCAAGGUAGACCAAUGCAUUAUACUGAUGACAAUAAUGAAGUUGUUCUUGAUAUUAGUGAAACUCCAUCUUUCUCAUCAAAUAUGCCAACCUUGAAUGUCGAUAAUGAAGUAGACGACGUCCAUGCCAUACGUGAUGAUCAUCACGAAGGGUUGUGGGAGAACAUUGCAACUUGACAAUAGAAAUGUCUAGUGACGCACCAUCUGGUGACCUCCCACCUUCACAAGGUGCGGAUGACAUUCAUACGUCUACCCGAAAAAAAGGUAGGUCUGGGACAAGGUUGAGAGAGUUGGUAGCCACCCGCAACGCUGAUCAUAGGCUUCCCAUUCAUUUUGAUAUGCAAACAUGUAAACCAUUGGGAGAAAAUAGCACGAAAUUCAUUAGUUAUGUGGCCUUGCUCGGUAGAAGCAAGGCAUCCAUUCUUUGUGAUGAUUGGGAUCAUGUUCCAGAGAAUGUGAAGAACCAGAUAUGGCAAAGCAUCCUGGUCACAUAUGACGUCCCAAACACUAAUCUAUUAAGGACAAAAUGGAUUUCAUAUGUCGGGGAAAGAUGGAAGAAUUUCAAGACUAUGCUUACAAGUCAUUAUAUUUAUGGCUCCAAAACUGAUAAAAACCCUUGUGAAAAGUAUCAAUUUCUUGAUGAGGAAACAUGGCAAGCCUUUAAGUUGAAGCGAUUAGAUCCUGUAUUUCAGGCUAAGAGGAGAGUUGCACAAGAGAUUGCAAAGAAAAAUGUCCACCCUCAUAUAUUGUCUCGUGGGGGUUAUGAGAAAUUGGAGCAGAAGAUGAUGAAAGAGGCAUCUGCCUCUAAUCCUAUUGGGGCCUCCGAUACGAGUACCAUAACUCGUCUUCCACGCCAUGUUACAUGGAAGAGAGCUCGUCAAAGACCAUCUGGGGAGUACACAUCUGAGGAAACCGCGAGCAUAGCUAGGCGCAUUGAUGAGUUGGUCGAGCAGAGCACACAAGGUACAUUCACUCCCGAGGGCCGUGAGGACAUAUUGGCAGUUGCCAUUGGUCGUCCAGAGCAUUCUGGACGUGUUCGAGGUGUUGGUAAAUUUAUUGGCAUUCGUCAAUUCUUUGGUCCUCCAACAAGUCAUCAUAGUAAAGCCCAUGUCAGUGAGGAGGUCCUCAAGGGUAUAAGAGAAGAAAUUAGACAGGAGAUGAGGGAGGAGAUCAGCGAGAUGAAGAAAGAGUACGGUGAUAUGAGAGCACAAUUGAAGAAGGAGUACUCUGAUAUGCGGGCACAAUUGUUAGCAGAUGUGCGAGCAGAAUUAGCCUCCUCCUCAAGCCAACCUAGGAAUCUUCCUCAACCUUCUCAUCCUUGUAUAAGCACAAAGGAGAGUUGUGAUGUUUCUCCUCAAAACGCUUCUCCCACUAUUGAUGCAGACUAUGAGUUGUUUAGUGAUGAUGCCCUACAGUGCUUGGUGGCCUUAGGUAAAAUGUAUACAUUGGGGUCAACCAUACACCAUGAAACCAUUACAGCUGAUAUGAUGAGAGUUGUGGUUGUAGACAUACGAAAUGCUACAGCUCGAGUCCCUGUGCCCACUGAGGAUGUUCAGACAGUGGGACAGGCCCUUGGAAAUUUUAUCCUUUGGCCCCUUAGAUUAUCAAGAGCAAUUGUAAAGAAGGUUGAAGCACAAGGGCAGGAAGAUAUGAAUGAAUCACUACAACAACAAUUGCAGUCGCCACAACACAUAAUUCUAGAACAACUUGGUGUGUUGGCAGUGAAGAUCUCCCUUUCUCCUAUAGAGUUAGAAAUGCCUCCUGAAGUCACAAACAGGAAAUCUUCACUCUCUUUCUUCAUAUGUCAAAGGGAUAUUUUUGAAAUUCUCUCUGGCACUGAUAUGUUAUGUAUAUCAGUACUACAACUUUGGUUGUUGUAUUUACAUCGGUUGACCAUUGAAAAGAAGAAUGAUCACAUUUAUGGUUUUAUUGACCCUGUUGCCAUUCAAGGAGUUGGGAAUAAAGGUGAAGAGGUCCAAAACUACCUCUUAGAGGCUUUUGUAAACGGAAAAAAGCAAGUGUACUUAGCACCUUAUUUGCAACAGGGUCACUGGCAAUUGUUACUAAUUCUUCCUCAACAGUUUCUUGUAGUUCUCUUAUGUUCAUUGCACAAAAAACCUCACACUUUGGCAAUUAAAAAUACACUAAUAUUAGUGGUUGAGGCAUAUUCAAGGUUGCAGGGAACACAUAUCCUCUCUAGAAAGAAGUUGCAGUUCAUUGCACCAACUUGCUCACGUCAACCGGGAAGCUUUGAGUGCGGAUAUUAUGUCAUGAGGCACAUGCAGAAAAUUAUAUCCGCAAAUGUCGUUGACUCAUGGAAAUUGAUAUUUGAUGACACGUCUCCAAUGGAACAACAUGUCAUAAAGGAUGUUCGGGAGCAAUGGGCUGCAUUUCUUUUAACCAUUUGUAAAUGAUUGGAUGUUUCAAUAUUACAUUUUGUGUUUAGGAACUAUUUUAUGUGUACUAUGUUAGGUAAAUAUAGUUAGAAACUUUGUUAGGUAGAUAUUAUAUUUUGAUGUGUUGAUGAAAACAAUAUUGAUUA